Messenger RNA from Pomacea canaliculata, 2566 nucleotides. RefSeq names its product solute carrier organic anion transporter family member 2A1-like. Lineage: Eukaryota; Metazoa; Mollusca; Gastropoda; Architaenioglossa; Ampullariidae. Gene Ontology annotation, biological process: transmembrane transport; sodium-independent organic anion transport. The coding region runs from base 107 to 2242 and encodes 711 amino acids. The record is from RefSeq and is a predicted model, not a curated record. Gene Ontology annotation, cellular component: membrane. Gene Ontology annotation, molecular function: protein binding. The transcript is spliced from 11 exons.
UUUUCUUUCAACACACAUUAAUGUUUAUAUUUAUUGUUUGCCAAAGGACAAGAAACCGGUUGGUGUCAGUUGCUUCGUAAUUUCGUUCUGCAAUAAACUGACCAAAAUGGAAAAGGACGAGCUUCAAGAUUUGCAGACCAAUCACUCUGACGAUAAAAUGACAGAGGAUGACCAUGGCAACGAGGAGAACGCAGUGUGUGGAGCAGGUUCCUGUAGGCCUUCUUUCAUGCAGCGAUGCGCGAGGAUCGGGUGUUUCACCUUGAUAGUCAGCCUGUCAAGCUUGACCACGUCCACCCUGAACACGUACCUCAACUCGCAGGUCACCACGCUGGAGCGACAGUUCGGCCUCAGCAGCUCCAUCAGCGGUAUGAUCUUGAGCUGCAACGAGCUUGGUUACCUGUUGGCCAUUCUGCCUUUCUCUUACCUGGCGCUGCGGCUGCACGUUCCCCGGGCUCUCGCCGUCACCACCAUGAUGUUCGGCCUCGCCGGCCUCGUGUGUACCAUCCCCUUCCUCGCCUCCAGAAACAGUCUCUUAGCUGUCACGUGGUCUCUGAAGGAUCUGAACGCCUCCCAGAGCGAUGUCUCCAGCAGCUACAUCGUGCCUCUGUGUGCAGACGACAGUUUGGAGCGCUCCCUUGAUGACAACCUUUCCCUCACGAGCAAUUUAUUGUAUGGGAGAGACAAUUGUGGAAAGGAACAUUCGAGAAAGAAGGCGGCUGUUUCCGAAGACUGGAAGGGCCUGACUGUUGCGUUUCUAAUCAUUGGAAUGAUUUUUCAAGGAAUUGGCAAGUCUCCUCGUCAGGUGUUCAUAGUCAUGUACAUUGAUGACAACGUGCCAAAAACUGAAACCGCAUUACAUGUUGGAAUCAUCUCCUGUGUUUCUCUGUUCGGACCUGUUCUUGGUUAUGUCCUGGGAGGACUUUUUACAAGACUAUACAUAACACUGGAAGACACUGGCUUGUCCCCCCUUGACCCUCGCUGGAUAGGAGCCUGGUGGCUUGGGUUUCUCGUCUUCGGCAUCGCAAGCAUCGUCACCGCUCUUCCCCUGGUGUUCUUUCCACGACGAUUUCGACCACAGCCCCACCUGGCGGCUCUGAAGGAAGAGCGGAAGCGUGCAGCCAAGGGCAGACAAUGCGUGUAUGACACCAGAGAAUUCCUACGAAGUGUGGUGCGCGUGCUGAUGACCCCUGUCUACACCCUUGUGGUGCUUGCCAUGUGUUGCCUGGUGUUGGGAAAAAGCGGGUUGUUUGCAUUUCUACCCAAGUACCUUGAGACCCAGUUCUUCCUGCCCACGUGGAAGGCCAGCGUCACGACCGGCCUUGUGAACAUAACGGCGAUGUCACUCGGCUUGCUGAUUGGUGGUUACGUGACAUCACGCUUCAAGUUUCCGCCAAUGAAAUGCUUGAAGGUGAUGGUGAUCUUAACGGCCGUUUGCACUUGCAUGCAUGUAAGCGGCUUUGUCCUUGGUUGUGACCAGCCGCACAUUGACACCGGCGUGACGUCACACAGUGUCACGAACACGUCACACCGAUGUCAGUCGAGCUGUCAAUGCGAUGACUCGCCAUACUUCCCUACGUGCGGCGCAGACGGCGUGACGUACUUCUCGCCAUGUCACGCGGGAUGCUCCAAGAACAGAGGGACUUUCUACGGGAACUGCUCAUGCAUAGAAAUGCCCAAGAAGACAUCACAACCUGUCCCAGAGGCUGUUCCUGGACUGUGCGCCCAGAGCUGCACCAUGUUCUAUCCCUUCGUGGCCAUCAGCUUCUUCUCAGAACUGCUCGGGGCGAUUAGUUUAAUUCCAUAUCUUAUCGUUAUAGCUAGGAGUGUUGCAGAGGUUGACAAGCCAGUUGCCAUAGGACUCAACAGCUUUGUGUACACAGUUCUGGGCUGGUUUCCUGCCCCUGUCCUGUACGGCCAAGUUGUGGACACCACGUGUCUGCUGUGGAGUUCCGGGUGCGCGGGUAGAGGCUCGUGCUCCCUGUACGACCUGCGCGCCUUCAGACAUCGAAUGUUCGGCACGUUCUUCACCACGCGCGUCGCUCUUCUCGUCUUCCUCGUCAUCGCCUUAGUCGUUGCGUCACGGAUGAAGAAACCUUUCUUUGCUCACUGCGAGGCCGAACCUGAAGUGUCCGCGGUGCCGAAGGAUGAAAAAGCGAUGUUAACAAAGAACAUGAUGACUGGAAAAGUCGCUGAUGAGAAUGAAAUAUUUUGCGAUUCCUUGACAAGCACAUCACCGGUCUAAACAAAAAUUUAGUGACAUGAGUAAUUAAAAUGUUUUAGUCGUCUGGGGGUGGGUGUAAGAACGAUAAAAACUAAAUGAGAAAAGAAGUUGUGGUGAUGGUGGUGUUGGUGGUGGUGCUGCUGGUGUUGGUGCUGCUGGUGGUGGUGGUUACUGCGUAGGCAACAGCGAGUUGUACAGACCAAAGGGAUCUGCAGUUAGUUCCAGUCAGUGUUCGACGUCCACCUUAUCAGUCCACACUUGCAGAUUAGUCUAUUAGUGUUUCUUAAUUUUUUAACAUAGACUGGGGAUGAAUACUGAUAGUGGGAGUAAAUAUUUGUUGUUUCG